GGAAAACAAUGAUGAAAACAAUGAUGGAAUACGUAAUAAAGUUUGUUAUGGCAGCGCGAGUGACAGUGGCUGCCACAGCUAAAGUUAUCAGUAAACCACGACGUUUUACACCCAGGAGAGCUGCUCUUACUCUGGUAGGUUCUAGCUUGGAUCAUAAUGACAUGUUUCAAAUGUUUUGUGUUUGUUAUGAACAGCACAAAAUGGAGAACUACCUGUUUAGUGAGUCGACAUUUGUGUGUCGUACUUUUAAUAAAUACCAGCUAAUAAAGCUGCUUUCACAUAUUUCCCAAUCAAUCAAAUCGAUAAUCAAUGAAAGUCGACAUCAAUCGAUGAUAAUUAAUCGAUAAUUAUUGUUAAAAGAUCAUCUUGUUUUAAUUCAAAUCUUGAAUCUCAAGAUGACAUUGUUCGAAAUUUGUUUCUAUUUAUACUUCAAUUAUUGAUUGUUGAUUUUCAUUGAUUGAAAAAGACAAACCCAUUUAUUACCAAAACCCGGAUGCUUAUUUUCGCUUGAACCCAUUAAGAAUGUGACCUUCAUAAUUUAUUAAAAUCAUGAAGUAUUGAAGUGGACAUCAUCCUGACUGGAAAGUUUGGAAACUGCACAACCAAGAUUUCAAAAAUUUAAUAGUAAAUAUAGAAAGCAUCAAAAUUGUGCAUCCAAUACCUCGGUUGCAUAAUACAAACAUUCCACACUGGAACAUCAUGAGCAUGGCAACAUCUGAUUGGUCCUCAGCCAAUUAUGUAUCGAUCAAUUUGAAACUUCAACAUGAACCCCCCCCCGGGCCGAGCCCGGGAAUUUGAACUUUUUGAAAUUUGACUGAUCAAAUUCUCCACCCCCUGUGCAAAAAAUGUCUUCAAAUGCCCCACUGUAACAAGAAAUUAAGCGUUCAAAUGCCCCACCUUCAUAUGAACAUUAUGAAACAGUAAAUACAAAAAGUACAAAAUAUAUGGAAAUGUUUUUUGGCAAGAUAGCGAAAUUCACUUAAAAAGUUUGGAAACCUUAUGGAAAUUUAACAGUUUUACACAAUUUUGUAGUACAUACCUUCAAAUGAAGCACAUAACUUUUACAUGCCCAUUUCUUUGAGCCAGUUUUUCACAAAAUUAAGGCCAUUUCCCUCGAAAUCAGAGAAAACUGCAUUUGCUGCGAAUGUGAAGUCUUUUCCAUGCAUGCAGAAAGCACACAAAAACGGACAAAAUUUUAAGACUUCCGGGUCAAAUUCCCCACCCUUAUCAAAUGCCCCACCACAUGGAAGACUUAGAACGUCAAAUUCCCUACUCCCUGGAGAAGACUUGAAGUCAAAUUCCCGGGAUAUGCCCGGGGGGGGGAUGUUGAAGUUUCGAAUUGAUCGGUACAUUAUACUGAGAUAACUAAUUAUAGUUUGACAUUUCAGCAGAAAAAGGCAUAGGAAUAUAGUUGCAUUGCUGAAUGUAGUCACAUUCUUUGACACCAGUACCACAGAAUAGUACUAAUACAAAGCAUCCAGUAGCAUAGCCAGCCCAACAAUUUAGUCCUGCUAUGCAAAUAUUUCCGUGUGUUUAUUGACUGUGAAAACCAGGGUACGAAUUAACAUAUCGCGAUUCGCAAAUCGCGAUGCACUUUUGAAGAUACAGUAUGCGAUACAAAAAUGUGCAAAAACUUUAAAAAACGCGAUACGUAAUAAUUGUUUGUCAAAUCAUCUCUUUUUUCCAAUAUAUUUUGACAGAAACUGCAUUUUGAACAAGUCAUAAAAUUGAAUAGAGUGCGAGGGACUGUUUAUUUAAACCAUGCUGCCAAGAUACCUAGACAGUAUAUUAUUUAUCUUUUCACAGAGAUCAAAAUCGGUUAAAUUAGUGAUGAUAAUUUAUAUUGCUGUGUUCACAGAGGUCCGACUGUUAUUGCAAUUAAAUGAACCAAUCAUAAUUCAAAAAUUUUGAUCCUAUACAUCUUGGGGGAAAGUAUAAAAGGCAAAAAAAACUUCUUCACACAUAUACUGUAGUGACAUAGAAGACAUGCCUAAACUUAAAAUGGUGAAAAACUGGGAGAAAGAAUAAAACAUUAAACUUGAAUGGGAUAUACAGUACAACCUGGUGGAAAUGUUGGAAAUAUUCGACGUGUAAAGAAUACGACGAUCGGCUCCAAGGGUUGAAAAACUACAGUCGUGCAUGGGCCGAAGGCUCUAAAAGCGCAACCUCUGAUUCUGUCAAAAAGCAUGUCAACACUGAUAUACACAAGCAUGCUGUUGAUAUAGCAAUGAAAAAAUGUUUGAGAUUAAAAAUAUUGGAAUUUCCAAUGUCUUAGGGAGCCGGGAAAAUAGACAAAUGGGGGAGUGGGUGUAUGACUUUUCAAUGACAAUAAUCGCGAUGCACUUUCCCAAAGUUAAUUCAUACCCUGGAAAACAAUCAAUUUCUAAAGAAAUGAAUAAUGAUAAUAAUUUUGAAUUUGCAUAGCGGGACUAAUUGUCGGGCUGGCUAUGCCACUGGAAGCAUCCACAGUUUUGGUAAUAUAUUGUAUCUGUGGCCUGACUUCUUCGUGAGAGAUGUUACCUUCACUUCAUGCACAAAUGUAGCCCUGGGGGUCUAGGGGCAAAGUCCCUGAAAGCUUUUGCUAUUUCAGCAUCUUAGAUUAUGUUGCCGUCACAUAUGUAAUCUUAUGUAAACAUUGUGCAAUACCAAAGAGGCCAUGCAUUGAUGUACUCGUUUUCGAGCAUAUUUUUUUUGCUGCUUUUUCACUCUUCCAGCUCAAGGUUGUGUAAAUUUUGGAUUUUAGUUCGAAAAAUUUACUUUCUAUUUGUAAUAUUUGUUAUUCUUCAAUCAUCCCAGUUCAUUUUGUGCUGAUUUGAUUGAUAUUUUUAUGAGAAAUCCAAACAUUUAUGCCAUCUAAAGCAUGGUGGGCACAAGACACAAAUAUACGAUAGAGGUAUAUAGCUUUAUAACAUAAACAUGUCGUUUUAUUGGGGGGGAAAAACCAGCUCAAAUAACCCUGUUUCUUGGAAUUCCAAAAACUAAAGCGAGUGAAAAUGAUUUUUUGUUGUUUUUUCUUUUCGUUGGGGGAAAGGUUCAGUUUAAUUAAAAACUCAAUCCAAGAUUGAGUUUUGACCUCCAUUUACCAGAGGUCACUUGGUGCUUGGAUAAAGCCCUGAGUUGUAUCUCGACAUUUUUUUAUUAUGGAUUGGAAAUGUUUUGAUUUUGAACCCAAUUGCAAAUGGAGGGUCCUGAAGGGGGGGUCCCAAUCCCAUUUCCCACCUGAAAUUUUGGCAAAAUUUUUAUUAGAAAUCCCAGUCCCAGUUAUUGAAAUCCCAGUCAAUAAAAAACCCUUUAUUUAUCGGUAGAAUAAACAGUUUUAAGACCUUUUAAGCAUGUGGCAGACACUUUAUGAAAUAUUAGGGGGGCUCGUGCCAAAGGCAUGGAAAAUUUUUAAAUUUGAAUCCCGGAAAUUGCAUUUGCAGCAUUCUGAGACACGCAUAAUCAGAAAACCCAGAAUUCCGGGUGCCAGAGUAUGCCUGUUCGCAGGUAGUCAGUGCUGUGAAUAAUAUAGUUAACAACAAAAAUCAUGACCAAAGACACCAAAAACGGAUCAAAAUUGUAUUUUAAAAUACUCAAAACGCAGAAAAUUGGGAAUCGACUCGCAUUACCUCAAUCCCAUUCCCAUUUUUGAGGACUUCAUUUCCCAUUCCCAGUGGCCAAAUCCCAGUCCCAGCAACCCAAAUCCCAUUUUCCCAGUCUAAAAAUAGAUCAAUCCCAGUUCCCAUUUUACCCCUUCAGGGCCCUCCAAAUGUAUUGUGCACAAAACAUGAGGAAAUAAUCACAUGAAAACGAGGUCAUUGAGGGAAAUAAACAGUCAAUGAGUUUAUAUUCAAUUUAUUUUUUGCCCUAGAGUCCAAGUGCUGUGAACAAAAUCAAGGAAUUGUUAACAAAAAAAUCAGAUGUGGUAAGAACGUGUUUCCAUUUAUAAAUCUCUCAGUUAUCAUAUUUUUCCUCCCAGUUUUUUUACUCCCAGAGACAUGCAGAUGUUGACAACUUCAUCCUCCGAGAGGUCUUUCUCCUUCCAGCAUAUUAAUCAACUUUUGAAGUCAGUGAUAUUCUUCACUGAAAAGAACUCCAUUUUGUAUAUUUCCUCUAAACCAGAUUGGUUUGAAAGUUGGUGUUCGACAACGUGGUUGCAAUGGUUUGUCUUACAUAUUAGAUUAUAUCCAAGAAAAGGGAAAGUUUGAUGAGGAGGUCGAACAAGAUGGUAGGUUUAUCAAACGCUAUACAUGUUUUACCACUAAUAUUACUGUAUACUAGAGAAAUUCUAAUUUGACUUCCACUACUGCUAGUCUGCUACCAUUAACGGACCAUUAACCAAUCAGAUAUGUUUGAUAUAUCUGAUUAACCAAUCAGUGAGAGGUAGUGGAAGUGUGAAGCUCUCUGGCAUAGUAUUUUACUGAAAAGGGUUGAAGAAGGCAAAUGUGCUUCUUCACUUUUGCAUCCCUGACCUUCAUUGCAGAAGGCAGAAGCCCCAAGAAAAAGUCAGAAUCUGCCAAUACAGCAAUAUUGACAAAAAUCCCCGUACUUUAUUUACUGAAAAAAGUUAGCAAGAAUUGAAAUGAAAGUUCAAAAUUACAUGUAUCAUUCUAUAAAAUGUUCCUGCCAAGAGAGAAGAGGCUCGAGUAGACAUUUUAACCAGAGAAAUUUUAAUUUACUCUACUUAAUAUUUUUUGCCAGGUGUUAAGAUAUAUAUUGAUGCAAAAGCUCAGCUGACACUGCUUGGAACAGAAAUGGAUUUUGUUGAAGAUACUUUAUCCAGUGAAUUUGUUUUUAAUAAUCCAAAUAUCAAGGGAACUUGUGGUUGUGGUGAGAGCUUUUCAGUAUAGAAAUCACAUAUUGUAUCAAUUUUCAUCUGUCAGAGUUCAAUGGAUCAAGAAGAGGGUUACUGUAACUAAGAAUCCGCUAUAAUAAUGGUAGAAGAUAUUAACUUCGUGUUCUUGUCUUGCCAAAGUACAGGUGAAUUUAGACACAGAUUAAGUAUAUGUACCUCAUCUGUUAUUUGGAUCUAUAGUGUGUAAAUAUUUUGUACAAUAUAAAUUAUAAGAUCCAAAAUGUGCAAAUACAUCCUAAAUAAUGUUAUGUUUUUCUAUUUUUUGUUUAACAUUUUCUGAUUAAGGUUUUGUAAUCUGUGCCAAAAACUCCGAAAACAUUUUUAAGAUGGAAUUCUGGUACCGAAAUUGUAAAAUUUUGUAGUGUGCAAUUGGUUUUUCGCCUAAAUUGUAGGUCCAUGCCCCCCCCCCCCCACACACACAUCACCCACCUGAGGCGUCUCAACAUUACAGGAAAGUUAUGGCAAGCUAUGGAUGGCAGUACAUUGGAAGAGCUCUGUGCUGGUCACUCUGUCUUGCUAUUGAAACAACAAGUUUCAAUAGCAAUAACAACAGUGGUAACGUUUCUCACCAUGUGUGUGUGGCGGUCCAGACAUUCUCAGGUCCGCACGCCUAUAGUGCCAGUGACAAACCAGACGUCUCGGCGGGAAGAGAUUAUUUCGCUGGCCCCAGAGUGACAAAACGUAACAAAGCAACGGUUUUACUGACACUAACCCUACUCCAAACACCAACUCUAAUCCUAACCCUAACCUAACCCUACUCCAAUUUUGUUUCUAAACCAAUCUUGAAGAAAAACGUUUUGAUAAAAUGUCAUUCUGAGGUCAGCGAAAUAGUUGAUGCCGUCUCGGCGGGAGAUUUUGUGAAGUGACUUAUGACAGCACAGUUCUAGCAGUCUCUGGCGACCCUAAGUUGUGUUUACACUAAGACUGACAUUUCCAGAGACUUACCUGCUACCUAGGACCCGACUUAAGACCCGUUUACACCAGAUACCUCCAACAACCAAGGGCAAGGACCAAUUCAUGAAUGCAAAAUAAAGUGAAAUGUUAAGAAAUGAAAAUGGGGAGGGGGCAAUCUGAAUUAUAAAUGAGUUAUUCUAUAUAUGGAAUACGGGGGACGCGUCUUGAAAAUAAAUGUCUUGCCGUUGGGGAUGUUUGGAAUUUGGAUCGACAAUUUGCAGCUGAAAAUUUAGAAAAAACCUUUCAGAUUUUUAUAUUGUAUAUUGACAAUGUUAAAUACUGUAGUUUUUAAAAAUUUAAUGAUGCCGUAAUAUAAUACAGAUGUCAUAUUUUACAUAUCUACACCUGUUUCAUUAUAGUUAUUAGUUUGCAGUUUUGGAAAACAACUUAAGGGUAGGGUGAGACAUUUCGAGACAAUUCUUGUUUUUUAAUAUAUUUUAAUUACACAUGCACUAUACAGAGUACAGUGGCCCAAACGAC
Molecule: messenger RNA, 6268 nt
Organism: Paramuricea clavata
Lineage: Eukaryota; Metazoa; Cnidaria; Anthozoa; Malacalcyonacea; Plexauridae
Source: the annotation of a GenBank genome assembly